CCAAGACACUGGGCAUCCGGAGGGCUCCACGUGACUAUCUUUACACUCGUAAAUCCAAAACUUAUAAGUAUAGCCUGUUGUCCUCUCACAGGUCUUCUACAUCUUGACCCCAUAUCUGGCACGCUUGCUGGGAAGAAAUUGUUUGAAUGCAAGGUGGCCAGAAAAAUUAAUCAGGGACUCAUCAACGCAGAUGUUUUGCUGGGGAGUAUAGACAUCUGCAAAUUUUUGGUUAAGGUGAUUUGCGAGGGGCUGGUUUUUGUGGAGCCAGUCAAAUUCAUGGUCACCCCGAGGAUGACAAAGUGUAUUAUCAUUGAAAUGCAUAAAACACAUUAUACUCUCUAUGCCUGGCCAUGGCAGCAGAGAACACGGGCAUAUGAUGAAUUGGGUCUGUGGACCAAUACAACCGCAAUUCAUUUUUUUUAGUAGUAAUGCCUGUGUUGAGGGUUAGGCCCAAAAAAAAUUUAAAUUUGGAAAUCGUAAUGGGUUUCAAAUGCAAAUGAUCUGGCAAGGUUUGAAUUUGGGUUGGCGGUGAUAAAUUGUUGUGCAUAUGAAUUGCUUUAAUUUACAAUCAAUGCAUACAGAUCGUCUGUGAAAAACAGCUCCAAAAAAUCAAGGGGAGUAGUUAAAUUUGCUGUUUCCAUCUGAAUUCUGGGUUGGGCAGUGAAUGGGGGAAGUAUGGGUGCUGUAAAAUUCGUGGGCUGCCAAUCGGGAUUUGCAAGCACAUCCGGAAGGAUACUAGGGACUCCAUGGGCCUGAGUGCGAAUUCUUGGUGGCUGCGGGACAAUACUUGUGCUUGCCACCGCAGCAGCCUGUACAACACUUAUGGGACCCACCACGUCACCAAGUGAUACUGUAGUGCUGAUAUGUGAAAGACCCAUGAUGUACUAGGUCGCUGGUGCUCGCCAGUUCACCAAAAGGUAGCGUGGCACUAGUACUGGCACUCUGCUACAUAUGAGAGUCAUCA
This is a messenger RNA of Staurois parvus, 964 nucleotides long. The record is from the annotation of a GenBank genome assembly. Lineage: Eukaryota; Metazoa; Chordata; Amphibia; Anura; Ranidae.